This is a messenger RNA of Alnus glutinosa, 3045 nucleotides long. Its product is annotated as pentatricopeptide repeat-containing protein At4g21065-like. Gene Ontology annotation, biological process: RNA modification. Gene Ontology annotation, molecular function: protein binding; zinc ion binding; RNA binding. The record is from RefSeq and is a predicted model, not a curated record. Bases 689 to 2578 code for a protein of 629 amino acids. Lineage: Eukaryota; Viridiplantae; Streptophyta; Magnoliopsida; Fagales; Betulaceae. The transcript has a single exon.
AAACCGGGAAAUCACAAAUAAAUCUAGUUCUCUUGGACAAUAUAAACGACUUGAUAACUUUAGCUUAAAGAGUAUGGAUUAGGAUUUUCUAUAAUUAUUUGUCCGCAUUUGAGAGAAUUCAGGCAAGUAAUUAUAAGAGACCACUUAUGGGACUCAUAUGACCAAAUUAAAAUUUGGCUGCUAAACCAUUUAUUCGGUCAGGUAAAUCUCAUAAGUAGUCUCUUACAACCACUUACUCGAAUUCUCUCAAAUUCAAACAAAUAAUUGUAGAGAAUUAUGAUCCAAGAGUAUAAGGAAAAAACACACAUAUCUACCAAACUAUAAUAAAUUUACAAUAUUUUUCAAAUGACAAAAAAAUCCUUAGCAAAAAACAUAUAUAUAUAUAUAUAUAAAAGGUUUGUUGGAGGAUUGAGGUGCGAGUAGUUUUGGCAAAGUAUAUAUAAAACAAGCAAACUGCGGUUCUAGUUAUAGGCAAAAGAGUAUAACACGAAUUGAAGUAGGCGGUAAUGCCUUUUAUCCAAGCCUAGUACGAUUUUCAGAUCUUGUAAUCCAAGCCGCAACUAGCCGUUAACUCCAAAUUCAGCCUGUUCAAAAGCCUCAACAUCUCGAUUCUCAUUUCUCUCUACAUGAUUCUUGUUAUUUCUCAUUCUACAACCUCUUAUCUUCUUGUUGUUUGGAUAAUCAUCAAAUGCCACUUCACUCCAUAACAAAGCUAAAUAAAACCUUUCCAUCCUCAUCUUCCCUCUGCUCUCUUCUCCAGCUCUCAUAUCACUCCUUUCCCUCGCCAACCCCUCCUCGACAACAAACCCUCUAUCCUUCUUCUAAGCCCCGCGAUCAAUCACCCUCCUCCUCUUACUAUUAUUAUGCCUCUCUCCUCCAAUCCUGUGUUGCCCGGAAAGCGAUCAACCCCGGGAAACAACUUCAUGCCCACCUUUUCCACCUGGGUCUCGGGUUUGAUACGUUUACAGCUACUAAACUUGUUCAUCUUUAUUGUGUCUGUGACUCUUUAACUGAUGCACACCUCUUGUUCGAUAGAAUUCCUAAAGAUAAUUUGUUUCUGUGGAAUGUUUUGAUUCGAGGGUAUGCGUGGAAUGGUCCGUAUGAAUCUGCAAUUUCGCUUUAUAACCAAAUGCUUGAUUAUGGCCUCACACCUGAUAAUUUUACCUUCCCGUUUGUGCUCAAGGCAUGCUCGGCACUUUCUGCCAUUGAAGAGGGGAGGAACAUUCAUGAACACGUGAUACGGACUGGGUGGGAGACGGAUGUGUUUGUGGGUGCGGGUUUAGUUGACAUGUAUGCAAAGUGUGGUUGCGUGGAGAGUGCUCGACAAGUUUUUGACAAAAUUGGAGUAAGAGAUGCUGUGUUAUGGAAUUCUAUGCUUGCUGCUUAUUCUCAAAAUGGGCACCCGGAUGAGUCGCUCGCACUAUGUUGUGAAAUGGCAUCUGCAGGUGUGAGACCCACAGAGGCGACUCUUGUGACUGUAAUAUCUGCUUCAGCUGACAUUGCAGCUCUUCUUCAAGGAACAGAGCUUCACGGGCUUAGUUGGAGACUUGGGUUUGUGUCCAAUGACAAGGUAAACACUGCACUGGUAGAUAUGUAUGCCAAGUGUGGUUCUGUGAGGAUCGCUAGGAGUUUGUUUGAACGGCUUAAGGAGAAAAGAGUUGUCUCUUGGAAUGCCAUGAUUACUGGGUAUGCGAUUCGUGGUCACGCUGCUGAAGCACUGGUUUUAUUUGAGGAGAUGAAGGAAAAAGCUCUGCCUGAUCACAUAACUUUUGUGGGUGUCCUCGCAGCAUGCCGCCACGGGGGUUUACUUGAAGAAGGGUGGAUGUUUUUUGAAUCGAUGGUGAGAGACUACCGCAUAGAUCCAACGGUUCAGCAUUAUACAUGCAUGGUUGAUCUCCUUGGCCACUGUGGUAGAUUAGAUGAGGCUUACAAUCUUAUAACGCAAAUGAGAGUAAUGCCAGAUGCUUGUGUAUGGGGUGCUCUGCUUAAUUCAUGCAAAAUCCAUGGAAAUGUGGAGUUAGGUGAAGCAGCAGUAGAGAGACUGAUUGAGCUGGAACCUGAUAAUUCUGGCAAUUAUGUGAUCCUAUCAAACAUCUAUGCUCAAGCAGGGAAGUGGGAAGGAGUUGCAAGACUGAGAAAAUUAAUGAUAGAUAGAGGAAUAAAGAAAAGCAUUGCUUGUAGCUGGAUUGAAGUGAAAAAUAAAGUCCAUGCAUUUCUCUCUGGAGAUAAUUCCCAUUCUAAUUCUGAUGCGAUAUAUGCAGAAUUGAGGAGGCUGGAAGGACGAAUGAAAGAAGCUGGCUAUGUGCCGGGGACCGGAUCGGUUUUCCAUGACGUGGAGUAUGACGAGAAGACUAAUAUGGUUUGCAGUCAUAGUGAAAGGUUAGCAAUUGCAUUUGGACUCAUUAGUACUCUCCCUGGAACCAGGCUUUUGAUAACCAAGAACCUCCGGGUAUGUGAGGACUGUCAUGUUGCAAUCAAGUUCAUCUCAAAGAUCACAGAGAGGGAAAUCACCGUCAGAGAUGUCAAUCGCUACCAUCAUUUUAAAGAUGGGAUAUGUUCUUGUGGUGAUUAUUGGUAAAAAUAAUGAGUAGAAAUAUGUAUCAACAGAAGCUAUUUGUUUUGGAGGUAGUUAGGAGAUAGAGAAGAAGAAUUGUAGAGAAUCUGAGUGGGGGAUAAGCAGCUAUGCAUGCUUAUCAGAGGAAGCACAUCUUGUUAUUUGAAUUGGUUGAAUACUUCAGGGAACUUGCAAAAGUCAAAGAUUUUGUAGAUGAUGGCAGACUACUGAAUAAGAUGAAGUAAAUUGGGUUUCAUAGAAGGAAGGCACUAUCUACUACCAGAGCUUCCCUACGCAUUGAUCUCAAAGAUGGGGUACAGGACCAUAAACCUUAAAGUGGAGGUGGAUUGUCUAAUUAUUAUUGAGGCAGAGAAGUGUCAAAUUGUCUCAGCGGUAAAACCACGCCAUUAUUUUCUCUGUUAGUAGACUCCAUUGUAUAAGCUGUCAUCCAGAGUUCUUUAUGUUAUCCAAUGAAACAAUUUUUUUGAUUC